Messenger RNA from Juglans regia (Persian walnut), 805 nucleotides. Its product is annotated as 40S ribosomal protein S11. Lineage: Eukaryota; Viridiplantae; Streptophyta; Magnoliopsida; Fagales; Juglandaceae. Gene Ontology annotation, cellular component: ribosome; cytosolic small ribosomal subunit. The transcript has 6 exons. The record is from RefSeq and is a predicted model, not a curated record. Gene Ontology annotation, molecular function: structural constituent of ribosome. Gene Ontology annotation, biological process: translation. The coding region runs from base 88 to 567 and encodes 159 amino acids.
UCGUCCUGAAACUAGGGUUAGGGUUUUUUUGGCUGCAGAUACUCAUCGUACUUGACUGGUCAUUACAGCUUGAGAGCUCCCCUAAUCAUGGCUGAGCAGACCGAGAAGGCAUUUCUUAAGCAACCGAAAGUGUUUUUAUGCUCGAAGAAGUCUGGGAAGGGGAAGAGACCUGGUAAGGGCGGGAACCGUUUCUGGAAGAGCGUUGGUCUCGGUUUCAAGACUCCCAGAGAAGCUAUUGAAGGAACCUACAUUGAUAAGAAAUGCCCCUUCACUGGCAAUGUUUCUAUCAGAGGUCGUAUCUUAGCUGGCACUUGUCAUAGUGCCAAGAUGAUGAGGACAAUUAUUGUUCGGAGGAAUUAUCUUCAUUUUGUCAAGAAGUACCAAAGAUAUGAAAAGAGGCACUCAAACAUUGCUGCGCACAUAUCCCCGUGCUUCCGUGUGAAGGAAGGAGAUUAUGUCACUAUUGGCCAGUGCAGGCCAUUGUCAAAGACAGUGAGAUUCAAUGUUUUAAAAGUCAUUCCAGCUGGAUCUUCUGGUGGUGGGAAGAAGGCUUUUACUGGAAUUUGAUGUUGUUUUCCGUCUUAAAUUGCUCAUCAUGGUUUUGAUGGAGCUAGUCAUCCACUAGAAGACUUUUGAAGUUUAGAAAAGCAUCUUGAUGGGGUGAACCUGGACUUCUAAAUGCUUUGUGCCUUUUGUUUUUCAACAUGAUUUUGACCUCUUUUUUAGUACUGUUUUAGUUGUGGUAUUCUAAAUACACUAUGGUUCUUCGAGUGGAAUCCACCUUUUAGAUCUUAGUUGCCAUGUA